Molecule: messenger RNA, 6007 nt
Organism: Oryctolagus cuniculus (rabbit)
Lineage: Eukaryota; Metazoa; Chordata; Mammalia; Lagomorpha; Leporidae
Gene: PCDHB1
Product: protocadherin beta 1
Biological process (GO): homophilic cell-cell adhesion
Cellular component (GO): plasma membrane
Molecular function (GO): calcium ion binding
Source: RefSeq, a predicted model, not a curated record
AUCUCCAACCCCCGCCCCCAUAUAUUUGGCUCAAGCUCCAGAAGACACUGCAGGGUCCCUUUGCUUCUUCCUUAGUCUCUGGGCAAACUGUGGAGUGUGCAGAUGUAGCUUAAAUUCGUCACUGUUUGCCUGUGGCUGCACGGCCCCACUGGCUAGCAGAUAAAGAUGACUUCAACCUGAGCGAGUAGCCUAAUUGGCUUCUUAAUUCCCAAGGACAUUUUUUUCCUGAAAGGGAAUUAGCAGGAGAGUCUGCUGUUGCUUUGGCAACAAACUUUCAACCCUUACCUAACUCUCCGGAAUGAGAACAUUUCUAUUAAUACAUUGGGUAGACUGGGGAGUUGAGUUGCUCAAUACAGUUUCUUCCAAGUGCAAAACAGCUUAGGGGCUCUGCUAGCCGUGGGUGGCGCUGCGGUGGGGGGCUGGUAAAGCCAGGAGCAGCCCCCAAAGGCGGGAGCUGGGUGCGGGAAAGUGAAAGUGUAUCCCCAACAGGUGGCUGCGGCUGCACAGAGCGCAGGGGCGCCGCUGAGAACUGAUGGCGGCCGCGCGCAGAAAGCCUUGGCGAAGCAGGCAAGUGGAGUCUUUGCUCCUUUUCUUGUGCGUAUCUGUGGGGGGCGCGGCAACCAUCCGCUAUUCAGUGGCGGAGGAGAUGGAAAGCGGUUCCUUUGUAGCCAACGUGGCUAAGGACCUGGGGCUGGAGGUAGGGAAACUGGCUGCACGCGGGGCGCGGCUCGUGUCUGAGGGCAACAAGCUGCAUUUCCGGCUCCACCGCAAGACCGGGGAUUUGUUUGUGAAGGAGAAACUGGAUCGGGAGUCACUUUGUGGCAAAGCUGACCCGUGCGUUCUGCACUUUGAAAUAGUGCUGGUGGAGCCUCUGCAGUCCUUCCGUGCUGAGGUCAGGGUAUUUGAUAUCAAUGACAAUGCCCCAGUUUUCCUAAACAAGGAGCCGCUUUUAAAGAUUCCGGAGAGCACCCCGCUGGGUUCGCGGUUUCCUCUGCAGAGCGCCCAGGAUCUGGACGUGGGUCUCAAUGGGCUCCAGAACUACACGCUGAGCGCCAACGCGUAUUUCCACCUGCACACUCGCUUCCGCAGCCACGGGCCCAAAUAUGCCGAGCUGGUGCUGGAUAAACCCCUGGACAGAGAGGAGCAGCCUGAAGUCAACUUGACAGUCACCGCGGUGGACGGCGGGUCCCCGCCCAAGUCUGGCACCGCCCACAUCCGCGUGCUGGUUCUGGACGUCAACGACCACGUGCCACAGUUCUCCAGGUUGGUGUACCGAGCUCAGGUACCGGAGGACAGCGCCAGGGGCUCUUUGGUGGCCGCUGUGACUGCCACGGACCUAGACGAGGGCACCAACAAGGAGAUAACUUACUCCUUAGCCCAAAACCCAGAAGCGAUUCUGCAGACGUUUGAGAUUGACUCGCAAAGUGGGGAGGUUCGGCUUCGAGGGCCUCUGGAUUUCGAAAUGAUUGAAACCUAUGACAUCGACGUUCAGGCCACCGACGGGGGAGGCCUCUCUGCCCACAGCAAAGUGCUGGUGGAAGUGGUGGACGUGAACGACAACCCUCCUGAAGUGAUGAUCGCCUCUGUGUCCAGCCCUCUCCCUGAGGACUCGCCACUGCAGACUGUGGUGGCCCUUUUCACUGUCCGAGACCGGGAUGUUCGAGUGGGAGGAAAAAUCACCUGCUUCCUCAGAGAAGACCUUCCCUUUGCAGUCCGACCUACAUUCCGCAAUUCCUACUCGCUGGUCACCGCCAGAGGCUUGGAUCGGGAGGAGGUCCCCAGCUAUAAUAUCACCCUUGUCGCCGUGGACACUGGGCCACCCAGCCUCUCCACGGAGACUGUGAUAGAGGUGCUAAUAGCAGACAUCAAUGACAAUCCCCCAGUGUUUCAGGAGGAUUCCUAUAUCUUGACUGUUCGAGAAAACAACAGCCCUGCGAUUUUCAUUGGCAAAGUCCAUGCUGAGGACCUGGAUGUGGGUGAAAAUGCCCAAGUUACAUAUUCUCUGCUGCCUCCAAAAAGUGGAGAUCUAUCCGUCUUUGCCUACAUCUCUAUAAACUCAGACAAUGGGAAGCUCUAUGCACUUAGAACCAUGGAUUAUGAGGCUAUUCAAGAUUUUCAGUUUGUAGUAAAGGCAACUGAUGGGGGCUUCCUGUCACUGAGUAGCCAAGUGACUGUCAGAGUGGUUGUCCAGGAUGACAACGACAAUCGCCCGAUGAUCUUGUACCCACUACAGAAUGGCACCUUUCCCUGCAAUGACCUGGUGCCCAGGUCUGCAGAGGCCGGCUACUUGGUAACCAAAGUGGUGGCUGUGGAUGGUGACUCAGGUCAAAAUUCUUGGCUUUCAUAUCAUCUACUUAAAGCCACUGAUCUUGGGUUAUUCUCUGUUCAACGACAAAAUGGGGAAAUCCGUACACUGAGGCAGAUAGCUGAGAGAGACCCCAUGAUGCAGAAACUGACCAUUCUCGUUCAGGAUCAUGGCCAACCAGCUCUCUCCACUACUGCCUCACUCAACAUCCUGCUGGUAGAUGGCUUUUCAGAGCCCUACCUGCAGUUCCAGGAUCCAUCAAAACAUUCCAGAAAGGUAAAUCCAUCCACUAAAUAUUUGGUUAUUUCUCUGGCUGCACUUUGCUUUCUCUUUCUCCUCUCUGUCACAGUGAUCUUCAUUGUACACAUCUGUGAGAAGAUUAAACACAGAGAAAAGUUUACAAUUCAAGAACAUUUUUAUGAUGAUUGUAAUUUCCCUAACAACCUAGUACAAGGAGGUGGCAAUGGAUCCUUAUCCCAACCUUGUCCAUAUGACAUGUGCUCAGCCACUGGCACUGGCAACAGUGAAUUCAGGUUUCUUAAGCGCUUUAUGCCCAACUUCCCUUUCCCCCAUGCUGCUGGAGAGGUAAAAACAGGGACGGGCUCCACUUCACCUCCAGAUUCUAGUAGAAACAGAUCCCAGGGGUCAGAAAGCCAUGCCCAGGUACCUGAUGACUAUAUGUAGCUCACUUCAACAGACCUUCAGGGAAAGAAGAGAAAUACAGUUUUAUACCUGGUGUGCAAAGAUCUCCCAUCCUCAUUAAAAUCAAAAUUAUAGUAGAUGGCAACGUUAGUCAAAGAGUGGCUUGGUGAAAAUGGGAAAUCAAGAUUGAAGCUUGGCGUACUUAGUACAAAACAGUGGCCCUGCUCCCCAGAUCAUAUAUCUGUAACCCCUUCUGCAUUUGGAAUUCUGAUUAAAGAAAUGUUGCCAUCUUCAAGGGGUCUUCAAAAUAUUCAUGGAAAAUGUGCAAUCUCUUUUAAUUCUAUUUUCUUGAACAUUUUGAAGUCCAUCUAUUUAAUGCAUAUGGAACUUCUGCUUUUCCAUCUCAUCUGUGAUAGGUAAUGAAUGAAUGAGUCAUUCUCAUUUCUUCUGCAUGUCAUUGGUCCUAGAACAGGAAAUGUUUGGUUUUGUAGAGAUAUGCUGUAACUUUUUACCUUUAAGUCAUUUCCCAGUAGAAAUUGUACAUGCUCACGCUGGCACCGCGGCUCACUAGGCUAAUCCUCCGCCUUGCGGCGCCGGCACACCAGGUUCUAGUCCCGGUCGGGGCGCCGGAUUCUGUCCCGGUUGCCCCUCUUCCAGGCCAGCUCUCUGCAGUGGCCAGGGAGUGCAGCGGAGGAUGGCCCAAGUACUUGGGCCCUGCACCCCAUGGGAGACUGUGAGGAAGCACCUGGCUCCUGGCUCCUGCCAUCGGAUCAGCGCGGUGCGCCGGCCGCAGCGCGCCAGCCGCGGUGGCCAUUGGAGGGUGAACCAACGGCAAAAAGGAAGACCUUUCUCUCUGUCUCUCUCUCUCUCACUGUCCACUCUGCCUGUCAAAAAAAAAAAAAAAUUGUACAUGCUCAGAGAAGAGAACUAGCUUUCAGCUCUGAUAUAUCAGAAAGCUAUUAGGUUUGACAAGCAAAGACAUAAUUUAAUAUUCUGAAAUUUCUAGAUUUUUGUCCCUGAUGAGUAGAGGUUAUCUUUGAGUCAGCACCUUGCAUACAAUCAUGUAUAAUCAUAGAAAUACCUAAUGAAUGUUGAUGCUCACAGGUAAAUAUGGAGUGAGGAAUGAUAAAGAAAAACUCAAUUUUACUUAUUUGCAAAUGUAAGGGGAUAUGAAGCUCAGGAGAUAAAAUUCAGGAAUAUUCUCCAGAAUUAAAUUGGAUGUAGACUUAUUAAUGUCAUUUGAUGCUUUAGGCCAGUCUUACUGCAGCCGGCGCAUUGCGCUGAUCCAAAGCCAGGAGCCAGGUGCUUCUCCCGGUCUCCCAUGCGGGUGCAGGGCCCAAGCACUUGGACCAUCCUCCACUGCAGAGGGCCACAGCAGAGAGCUGGCUUGGAAGAGGGGCAACCGGGACAGAAUCCAGCGCUCCAACCGGGACUAGAACCCGGUGUGCCAGCGCCGCAAGGCAGAGGAUUAGCCUAUUGAGCCGUUGCGCCGGCCAGGCCAGUCUCAAAUUUCUCUUUCAUAUCUAGAUGAUUGCCUUACCAAUUAUUUGAAAAUCAAAAAUGAAGGGUAGAUGAGAAUAAACAUAAUUUAGGCCUGCUAUAGCAAUAUGUGCUACAGAACACUUAUUCUGUUUUGUAAUUUGUAGCACAACUACCAAAAAACCAUUAAAGGAAAAAAAAUUAACUGAUACCAAUUACAUGGACUUAAAUUAUACUUUCAGGGAGUUCCAUAUUUGAUGGUAAACCAUUUUCCUCUCUGGGCAUACUAAAGUAAUGAGAAAAAAACUGAUAAAAAAGAAAUAUUUCUAAUAAGUCAUAAGACAAAGUAGAGUAGGAAAUCAAUUAGGUAUUUUGAAAAGCUUUAUUAUUUAGUUAGUUUUAAAAGUAGAAAGAGAGACAGAGAUCUCCCAUCCAUUGGUUCACUCCCCAAUUCCCUGACUUGACCAGAACCAUGAGGCAAGAGUUCAUUCUCAGUCCCACAGGUAGGUGACAGGGACUUAAUCAAUUGAACCAUCAUCUGCCUCAAGGGUACAUGGUAGUUGGAAGCUGGAACCCAGGCAUGCUGAUAUGGGAUGUGCCCUUCAGCUAGCUUUCCUUAAUGUGAACAUUUGAUACAACCACUGUACAAUUGUCAAAGUUAAGAAAUUAACUUUGGUACAAUUCUAUGAACUAAACUACAGACUUUCAGAUUUCACUAGUUUUUUUCCUAAUGUCUUUUUUUCUAUGUUCAAGGACCCAUUAUAAAAUCCUAAAGUGCAUUUUGUUGUUAUGUCUCUUUAUUCUCUACAACCUGUGGUAGUUCCUUAGCUGUUUCUAGUUUUUCAUGGGCUUGAGACUUUUGAAGAGUACUGGUCAAUUAUAAAAUGUCCUUUAGUAUAGAACUGCUAUUGUUUUAUCACUAUUAGAUUGAGUUUAUGCUUUAUUGGGAAGAAUACCACAGAAAUAUUAUGUCCUUCUUUGUAUAUGAUAUCAGUAGGGAUGUGGUGUCAGUGUGUCCUUACCCUGGUGAUGAUCAUUUUUUUGUUAAAAAAAGCGCAUAGUGUAAAAUUUGCCACAUCAACCAUUUUUAAGUGUGCAUAGUUCAGUACUGUUAGAGUGAUAGUAAUCUUGGUUAAGAGAAUGUCUACCAACUUUCUGCCCAGUAAAGUUAUCAUUUUUCUCUUUGUAAUCAAUAAAUAGCUGGGGGAAGAUACUUAGAAACUAGGCAAACGUCAUGUUUCUUCUUAAACUAAUGUUUGUAUCCAUUGCUGGAUAUCUCCUGUGGCAACUGAUACUAUAGCAUCCUAAUGAUAAUUUUCUGUUUCCCUGAUUCCUUUUUUACAAUUAAUUGGUUAAAGCUCUUUUGUAAGGAAAACUUGCCAUGAUUCCUCCAUGUAUUUAUCUACUUACUUCUUUAUAUGUAGACUCAUGGGUAUUUACUUUAGUAUUUGCAUUAUAACCUAAUGCUAUUAUUAUUUAUUUUGUUAUUCAGCAAACCCUUUUAGCUAAGAUGAAGAGCAGAUUUUAAAGACUUGAAUUAUCAAAAUAUAAUACAUUUUCAUCAAAUUUAGGAUUGCUUUG